UAGACAUCUAUAACACAGUGCGCGGAUAAAUUGAAUAAUCCAUUUUUAAAUUAAAUACAUAUAUACUGGUCGAGUACAGUAAUUGUCAACUGCACAAUCUGCUAUUUUUAAGUGGAUUUGAUCAUUAAUAUGACGACGUCAUCAGAUGAGGUUUCCUCCUCCUCUGCAAAGAAGGCAAAAUAUUCAUGGGAGAUUAUGUCUCAGGUACCCAAGGUUGAUGACCUCCCACCGAAGUACAAAGACCGGACAAUUGUUGUGAGGAAAGAAAGAAAGGACUGGAGCUCAGUAGGCAAGGUUGUCAACAUGGGAAAGAGAGAGAGCCAUACGGAUAUAUCAGACGGUGGUGUUGUAAAAAUAAGGAAGACAUUCUAUUCUCUUGGCCGUCCAGAAGAACAAGGGGAGGAGUUCGACUCCCCUGAUUUAGACAAGUGUACUCCAGAAGGUUAUUCAGAGAAGGUGGUGGAGCCAUUAAGUAAAGACGAGAAGGAGGAGGCGAUCAGGCAGAUCAAGGCGGCCAAAGAUGGAAUAAAAGUGCAGGGGACAAAUUACCAUCUUGUUUGGCGAAAAAUUGCUGGCUAUGAGAGGCUAGUUUUGGAUGUAAAGGCGAAUGACAAUGCCGGAGGGAGGGUCAUUUGCAUGUCUGAUGACUGUUUCAGAUAUCUUGGGACGUCGGGAGCGGUCCCAUUUUGUCACGCUCAUAGGAGCACGUGGGAAUACGUCGUAUCGGAGUAUGAGGACAAAGGAAGCAUAAUUCCAACAUUUUUUCACGCCAUAACCCCCUUUACAUACGAAAAUGAGGAGAAGAAGGCUGAACGAGCUACAACGGCUUUGAAUAUCGCAAAUGGUCGUGGUGGAGGUGGGAAAACUCCCUGGGAUUUGUACAUUAAAGAAUUCACUAAUAUCAAUCUACCUCCCCCAACUUCUACUGAAAUUCCUGGGCAAAGACGAUACUUUGCAACAGAAAAACAGGCUAAUAAAGUUUAUGCAGCUAGACAGUUUGUCAUACUUCUGCGGAAACUAGUCCCAGCCACAUCAACGUUUCGAUAUUUGAAUAGGAAUAUAGCGUUGCCAAAUGGAGCAGAGAAAGAAGUAUUAGAAGAGAUGAAAAAUUGGGGAAUGCAGCUCGGUAUCUCCAAAUACUUGGGCCGUGAGUACAGGGCCUCCCUCCCAUACCCCUUUGGUAAAGAACGAGAAGGACAAGAAGUUGCCUCCUCAAUGGUGGUGGCCAAACAACGUGGGGUACUCUACGUCGUAUCCAACCCCCACAUCAACUAUUUUGGGAAGACCUUGACUGGUACUGGUCUCCAUCUGGCCACCUCGUCCUUGGAUACUGUGACUCAGUACAGUUUGAUGGAAGGUCACCUGCCCUGGGAACUGAUUCCUUUGUCCUCUUGUCAUGUGGAUGAUUUGGAGGCCAACGAAGCUCAUCUCCACCUUGCCAACUCUUUCGCCGACCUUCUUCGUCUGCAUCAACAAUUUGUCUCAGAUCCUGGUUACACUUCUCCAGAUGGAUCCACUCCUUAUGACGCCUUUCCUAUUUGUCUCAACAAAUUCACUAAUGCCAAGUUCUUUGAUGAAACUUCUUUAUCAAAAAUUAAUCUAUUUAUGCUAAAGCAUUAUGGAGUUGAGAUCUACGUUGGUCCAACUCAUUAAUUUGUAACCUAACGUGUCAUUUUUAUUAUUGUAAAUGUUAAUAAACUGGAUGAAUUGUUCCCUGAUAAAAUCCUGGAAA
Messenger RNA from Folsomia candida, 1732 nucleotides. RefSeq lists its product as uncharacterized. NCBI's taxonomy places the organism in Eukaryota, Metazoa, Arthropoda, Collembola, Entomobryomorpha, Isotomidae. The transcript is spliced from 4 exons. The record is from RefSeq and is a predicted model, not a curated record. Bases 130 to 1653 code for a protein of 507 amino acids.